Messenger RNA from Colletotrichum karsti, 561 nucleotides. Its product is annotated as thioesterase family. The record is from RefSeq and is a predicted model, not a curated record. The coding region runs from base 1 to 561 and encodes 186 amino acids. NCBI's taxonomy places the organism in Eukaryota, Fungi, Ascomycota, Sordariomycetes, Glomerellales, Glomerellaceae. The transcript has 2 exons. Gene Ontology annotation, molecular function: fatty acyl-CoA hydrolase activity.
AUGACCAAUGAAAAAUCAGUCAGUUCCUCUUUGGAGCAUCUGCCGGUGCACCUGAGACACAUUUACAGCAGCAAUUCGUCUGCCGAAGGCCGUCUGCGAGCAUGGCUUCAGAUGGAGAAGAACUGGGACAAUGAAUGGCAGGAAGGCGACUGGGGUCUCUCCAUUCUACCGUUCGUGGAGUUGGAAUCCGCGUUCCCUGACGAGCCCCAACCUUACAUCGUCUUCACCUUCGCGGUUCAGAUGGCCCAUUGCAACCGUAUCGGAACACUCCAUGGCGGUUGCAUAGCCACGCUGUUCGACUUGCUCACGUCCAUGGUUCUCCUUACGGUCAACGAGAAACCUGGUCAUUGGCAACGUCUCGGUGUUACUCGCGCUCUCAACUGCAACUACCUGCGGCCCGCUAAAGCCGGCGACCAGUGUAGAGUCGAGUGUGCAAUCGUUCACGUUGGGCGAAACCUGUCUUUACUCAAGGGAACGCUGCGAAGAGUCCAAGACAACCUGGUUCUGGCUACGUGCGAGCAUCACAAGGUCAAUACGGACACAAUUGCCGGCAAGUUGUAA